AUUACUGCGGUUACGUAGCUAUAACAUUCUUUCUUCUUGUGCCUUUACUGAUGACAAUUUACACAAGUUUAACUACAUCAAAGAUUGACUAUCAGUUUCCGCUAGACACCUAUUUCUUCAGCUUCUUACAAUCUCAUUGGGCAUAUGCGGCCGCUUAUUUUUAUAUUUCUAUUGUGGGUGCCACAGUUCAUAUUUGUGCUUAUAUUGCCAUUGAUUUUAUUCUUACAUCAAUAACAUUUGAUGUAAGUGGCCUGUUAGCUGCAUUACAAGUAGAUUUAAAUGAUAUGAAGGUAGAUAACGAGGAACAGGACAAAGAUUACAGUCUGGUAAAGGAAAUUGUUAAAGACCAUCAAAAAUUGCUAAGGGUUGUCGAUAACGUCAAUCUCAUAUUUGGACCUUUGCUGUUCGUACAAGUGACGUUUUCAUCUAUAAUUAUCUGCUGUUUUGGGUUUCUUACUAUAGUUGGAAAAGAUUUAAUCAAGAGCCUGCUAGCAACAUUUGGAGUAAUACUUGCCAUGUUCAACUUCUGUUGGUCUGGACAACUUCUAUCAGAUGCUAGCUCUGGUAUAGCUGAAGCUGCUUACAACUGUCCCUGGUACAACAGAAGCGUAAAAUUUCGAAAAUAUAUUCAGAUAAUUAUUAUCAGGGCUCAAAAGCCGUGCACGUUAUCGGCAUUAGGAUUUUCUGACGUGACCUUGACCACACUUUCAAAGAUAUUAAGUACGUCGUGGUCCUAUUUGUCACUGCUGAAUCAAAUGUAUGAAGAUAUCGCAUAAAAUUAUAUAUAUAUUUGACACAUUAUAAAACAGUAGACGAGACACUGGACAGAGAAUAUUUUUAAUUU
Pieris rapae (cabbage white) is the source of this 844-nucleotide messenger RNA. Its product is annotated as odorant receptor 85b-like. Gene Ontology annotation, cellular component: plasma membrane. The record is from RefSeq and is a predicted model, not a curated record. The transcript is spliced from 7 exons. Gene Ontology annotation, biological process: sensory perception of smell; detection of chemical stimulus involved in sensory perception of smell. Gene Ontology annotation, molecular function: olfactory receptor activity; odorant binding. Lineage: Eukaryota; Metazoa; Arthropoda; Insecta; Lepidoptera; Pieridae. The coding region runs from base 51 to 776 and encodes 241 amino acids.